Dimorphilus gyrociliatus is the source of this 8122-nucleotide messenger RNA. The record is from the annotation of a GenBank genome assembly. NCBI's taxonomy places the organism in Eukaryota, Metazoa, Annelida, Polychaeta, Dinophilidae.
AGACUUCAAAAGGUAAAUUCGCCGGAAAUACUUAAUAUCGCUCAAAUUUGCGUUCAGUGUUCGCUUACUGAACGAAUUUUUGGUAGCGUGUUGUCUGCCGAACUUUCUACUUUUAGCCGCUGAAUUAUUUAAAUCAUUAAUGAUAAUUCUCCGAUAAUAUUAAGAGAAAAAUGGCUUGGAUACAACCAGGGUCUGGGCUCAUGAUGCCCGUCCCAAAUGUGAUGUUACCGCACAUCCAACCGAUAGCACAACAGCCCCUUCGUCACCAAGGUCAGGGGAGGGUUGUUGCAAAAGAAGAUCCAACUAGUGAAGAGAAACUUAAGGAAAAGGCUCUAAAAUGGAAAAAGCUCCAGAUUAAACGAUAUACAGAAAAGAAGAAAUUUGGUUAUAUAGAUGUUCAAAAGGAAGAUCUUCCACCUGAGCAUUUACGUAAAAUUGUUAGAGAUCAUGGAGAUAUGACCAAUAGAAAAUUUAGGCAUGAUAAGAGAGUAUAUUUAGGAGCACUGAAAUACAUGCCACAUGCUGUUCUGAAGCUAUUGGAAAACAUGCCAAUGCCUUGGGAGCAGAUCAGAGACGUAAAAGUUUUAUAUCACAUAACAGGAGCUAUAACUUUUGUCAAUGAGAUUCCUUGGGUUAUCGAACCGGUUUAUAUAGCUCAAUGGGGAACAAUGUGGAUUAUCAUGCGUCGAGAAAAGCGUGAUAGAAGACAUUUUAAGAGAAUGAGAUUUCCUCCGUUUGACGAUGAAGAACCCCCGCUUGAUUACGCUGAUAACAUAUUAGAUGAAGAGCCAUUGGAGCCAAUUCAAAUGGAUUUAGACCCGGAGGAAGACAAAUCAGUUGUCGAUUGGUUUUAUGAUCACAAACCAUUGGCUAACACUAAGCAAAUGAAUGGACCUUCUUAUCGCAAGUGGUAUAUGGAUAUACCUCAAAUGUCCACUGUUUAUCGUCUUGCGAAUCAGUUAUUGACUGAUUUAGUUGACGAUAAUUAUUUUUACUUGUUUGACAUGAAAAGCUUCUUCACGGCCAAAGCAUUGAACUUAGCCAUACCUGGAGGCCCAAAGUAUGAACCUUUGGUAAAGAAUGCUGACCUUCAGGAUGAUGAUUGGAAUGAGUUUAACGAUAUCAAUAAGAUCAUUAUCAGACAACCAAUAAGAACGGAAUAUCGCAUAGCUUUUCCAUAUUUAUAUAAUGACGUUCCGUUUGCCGUCCAUCUUUCAUGGUAUCAUACACCAAACAUUGUUUUUAUUAAAACGGAAGAUCCAGAUUUACCAGCUUUCUAUUUCGAUCCCUUAAUUAAUCCUAUUGCUAGUCAAGGUGGUAAAAGUGAGGAGAUAGACCCUGACUUGUUACUAGAUGACGAAGAUGACGACUUUCGUAUGCCUGACUACUUCGAACCAUUUUUAGAAGAAAAACCACUAUAUACAGAUCAUACAGCUAAUGGAAUUGCUCUUUUAUGGGCCCCAAGACCAUUCAAUCUACGAAGCUGCUUCACUAGACGAGCAAUAGACGUCCCUUUGAUAAAUAGCUGGUAUAGAGAGCAUUGCCCUACUGGUAUGCCAGUAAAAGUCAGAGUUAGCUAUCAGAAACUAUUGAAAUAUUACGUUUUGAAUGCUUUGCAUCAUCGUCCCCCUAAAGCCCAAAAAAAGAGAUAUUUAUUUAGAUCUUUUAAAUCGACAAAAUUUUUCCAACAAACAACGAUUGAUUGGGUUGAAGCUGGGUUACAAGUAUGCAAGCAAGGAUAUAACAUGCUGAAUCUUUUGAUUCACAGAAAAAAUUUAAAUUAUCUUCAUUUGGAUUUCAAUUUCAACUUGAAGCCAGUAAAAACCUUAACAACUAAAGAGAGAAAGAAGUCUAGAUUUGGAAAUGCCUUUCACUUGUGUCGUGAGAUCCUCAGAUUGACGAAGCUUAUUGUUGAUUCUCAUGUCCAAUAUAGAUUGGGUAACAUUGACGCUUUUCAACUGGCAGAUGGUCUGCAAUACAUAUUUGCUCAUAUCGGACAAUUAACCGGAAUGUAUAGAUACAAGUACAAAAUUAUGAAGCAGAUAAGAAUGUGCAAAGAUCUGAAGCAUGUUAUAUAUUACCGCUUUAAUACUGGCAGUGUAGGAAAAGGUCCUGGUGUUGGAUUUUGGGCACCAGGAUGGAGAGUUUGGCUAUUUUUUAUGAGAGGUGUUACUCCUCUGUUGGAGAGGUGGCUUGGUAAUCUUCUUUCUCGUCAGUUUGAAGGAAGACACUCGAAAGGAGUAGCGAAAACUGUAACAAAACAAAGAGUUGAGUCUCACUUUGAUUUGGAGUUACGUGCAGCUGUUAUGCACGAUAUUUUAGAUAUGAUGCCGGAUGGAAUCAAGCAAAAUAAGGCUAGAACAAUUUUGCAGCACUUAUCCGAGGCUUGGAGGUGCUGGAAAGCUAACAUUCCAUGGAAGGUUCCAGGAUUACCAAUACCCAUUGAAAAUAUGAUUUUACGUUAUGUUAAAGCAAAAGCUGACUGGUGGACAAAUACAGCUCACUACAAUCGAGAAAGAAUUCGACGAGGAGCAACUGUCGAUAAGACAGUCUGCAAGAAGAAUCUUGGAAGAUUAACUAGACUUUUCUUGAAAGCAGAGCAGGAGAGGCAACAUAACUAUCUAAAGGAUGGUCCAUAUAUUAGUGCUGAAGAGGCUGUUGCUAUAUAUACAACAACAGUUCACUGGCUUGAAUCCAGAAGAUUUUCACCUAUUCCCUUUCCUCCCUUGUCUUAUAAACAUGACACUAAACUGCUUAUUUUAGCUUUGGAGCGACUAAAGGAAGCUUACAGUGUGAAAUCUAGAUUGAACCAUUCACAACGCGAAGAAUUAGGUCUAAUUGAACAGGCCUAUGAUAAUCCACACGAAGCUUUAUCCAGAAUUAAAAGACACUUGCUAACUCAACGUACUUUCAAGGAAGUCGGAAUAGAAUUCAUGGAUUUAUACUCUCAUGUUAUACCAGUGUACGAUAUUGAACCCCUUGAAAAGAUUACAGAUGCUUACCUCGAUCAGUACCUUUGGUAUGAGGCAGAUAAACGUAGACUGUUUCCUCCAUGGGUUAAACCAUCUGAUUCUGAACCACCACCGUCACUUGUCUAUAAAUGGUGUCAGGGUAUCAAUAAUUUACAAGAUGUUUGGGAUACAAAUGAAGGAGAGUGUAAUGUCAUGAUGGAAACCACUUUUGACAAAAUGUACGAAAAAAUGGAUUUGACUCUACUUAACAGAUUGCUUAGAUUGAUCGUAGAUCAUAAUAUUGCUGACUAUAUGACGGCCAAGUCUAAUGUCGUUAUCAAUUAUAAAGAUAUGAACCAUACUAAUUCAUAUGGUAUCAUUAGGGGACUUCAAUUUGCCUCAUUUAUUUGUCAAUACUACGGUUUGGUUUUGGAUUUAUUAGUACUUGGGCUACAAAGAGCCAGUGAAAUGGCAGGUCCCCCUCAAAUGCCCAAUGACUUUUUAACUUUCCAUAACAUGUCAAUUGAAAAUGCCCAUCCAAUUCGUCUCUAUUCUCGUUACAUAGAUAGAAUCCACAUGCUUUUCCGCUUUACUGCUGACGAAGCUAAAGAUUUAGUGCAGAGAUACUUGACUGAACAUCCUGAUCCAAACAAUGAAAAUAUUGUUGGAUACAACAACAAAAAAUGCUGGCCAAGAGACGCAAGAAUGAGACUCAUGAAGCAUGAUGUUAACUUGGGAAGAGCUGUAUUUUGGGAUAUUAAAAAUCGUCUGCCAAGAAGUGUUACUACAAUUAUUUGGGAACAAAGUUUUGUAUCCGUUUACUCUAAAGACAAUCCGAAUUUGCUGUUUGACAUGUGCGGCUUCGAGUGUAGAAUAUUGCCCAAGUGUCGAGCAAUUGAAGAAAACUUAACUCACAAGGAUGGAGUUUGGAAUUUACAAAAUGAAAUAACUAAAGAGCGCACUGCGCAAUGUUUCCUUAGAGUUGAUAAUGAUUCGAUGCAAAGAUUCCACAAUAGAGUCAGACAGAUCUUGAUGGCUUCUGGAUCAACAACAUUUACAAAAAUUGUUAACAAAUGGAAUACUGCUCUGAUUGGUUUAAUGACAUACUUUAGAGAGGCAGUCGUUAAUACCCAAGAUUUAUUGGAUUUAUUAGUCAAAUGUGAAAAUAAGAUUCAAACAAGAGUGAAAAUUGGUUUGAAUUCUAAAAUGCCCUCAAGAUUUCCUCCCGUUGUGUUUUAUACUCCUAAAGAAUUGGGAGGUCUAGGCAUGUUGUCCAUGGGUCAUGUUUUAAUUCCUCAAAGUGAUCUUAGGUGGAGUAAGCAAACAGAUAUUGGAAUUACACAUUUUAGAUCUGGAAUGAGCCAUGAUGAAGAUCAGCUAAUUCCAAACUUGUAUCGUUACAUCAUGCCUUGGGAGAGUGAAUUUAUAGAUUCACAAAGAGUUUGGGCAGAAUAUGCACUAAAGCGAGAGGAAGCUAAUGCUCAAAACAGAAGGCUAACUCUUGAAGAUUUGGAAGACAGCUGGGACAGAGGAAUUCCAAGGAUAAAUACACUUUUCCAAAAGGAUCGUCAUACCUUAGCUUAUGAUAAGGGGUGGAGAGUUCGAACAGAUUUUAAGCAAUAUCAAGUCUUGAAACAAAAUCCAUUCUGGUGGACACAUCAACGUCACGAUGGAAAGUUAUGGAAUCUGAAUAAUUACAGGACGGAUAUGAUUCAAGCUCUUGGCGGUGUGGAAGGAAUUCUUGAACAUACUCUAUUCAAGGGCACAUAUUUCCCAACCUGGGAGGGUUUGUUCUGGGAAAAGGCAAGUGGAUUUGAAGAAUCUAUGAAAUUUAAAAAGCUGACAAAUGCUCAGCGAUCAGGUUUAAAUCAAAUUCCAAACCGUCGUUUUACACUUUGGUGGAGUCCAACAAUUAACAGAGCUAAUGUAUAUGUUGGUUUCCAAGUACAGUUGGAUUUGACAGGUAUAUUUAUGCACGGUAAAAUCCCAACUUUGAAGAUAAGUCUUAUCCAAAUCUUUCGCGCCCAUCUUUGGCAAAAAAUACACGAGAGCGUUGUUAUGGAUUUAUGUCAGGUUUUUGAUCAGGAAUUAGAUGCUCUUAGUAUUGACACAGUUCAAAAGGAAACUAUUCAUCCAAGAAAAUCUUACAAAAUGAACAGCAGUUGCGCUGAUAUUCUUCUGUUCGCUUCAUAUAAAUGGCAUGUAUCUCGUCCAUCCUUGUUGGCUGACACGAAAGACACCAUGGAUAAUUCAACAACUCAAAAAUACUGGAUAGAUAUACAACUGAGGUGGGGAGAUUACGAUUCACAUGAUGUUGAACGUUACGCUAGAGCCAAAUACUUGGAUUAUACUACGGAUAAUAUGUCAAUCUACCCAUCACCCACUGGAGCUAUGAUAGCAAUUGAUUUGGCUUACAAUCUUCAUUCAGCUUUCGGUAAUUGGUUUCCCGGGUCGAAGCCCCUUAUACAACAAGCAAUGGCAAAAAUCAUGAAAGCUAAUCCAGCUUUGUAUGUCCUUAGAGAGAGAAUCCGCAAAGGAUUGCAGCUAUAUAGUUCCGAGCCUACCGAACCCUAUCUGUCAUCUCAGAAUUAUGGUGAAUUAUUUUCAAACCAAAUUAUUUGGUUUGUGGACGACACAAACGUUUACCGUGUAACUAUUCAUAAGACAUUUGAAGGAAAUUUAACAACUAAGCCAAUAAACGGGGCAAUUUUUAUUUUCAAUCCAAGAACAGGGCAGCUUUUCUUGAAAAUUAUUCACACCAGUGUCUGGGCUGGUCAAAAGCGUUUAGGUCAAUUGGCAAAAUGGAAGACAGCCGAAGAAGUAGCUGCUCUAAUUAGAUCACUUCCAGUAGAAGAACAGCCGAAGCAAAUCAUUGUUACAAGAAAAGGAAUGUUGGAUCCUUUAGAAGUUCACUUGCUAGAUUUCCCGAAUAUUGUAAUCAAAGGUUCUGAACUUCAACUGCCUUUCCAGGCAUGUUUGAAAGUAGAAAAGUUUGGAGAUUUAAUUUUAAAGGCGACUGAGCCUCAAAUGGUUUUGUUCAACUUGUAUGACGAUUGGCUGAAAUCAAUUUCUUCAUACACUGCCUUCUCUCGAUUGAUCCUUAUUCUUCGAGCUAUGCAUGUUAAUAAUGAUAAAUGUAAAAUGAUCCUUAAACCUGACAAAACCACCAUUACUGAAGCCCAUCAUAUUUGGCCUACUCUCUCAGAUGAAGAGUGGGUAAAAGUUGAAAUGUCUCUUAAAGAUGUUAUAUUAGCCGACUACGGUAAGAAAAACAACGUAAAUGUUGCGUCUUUGACGCAAUCUGAAAUCAGAGAUAUUAUUUUGGGAAUGGAAAUAUCAGCUCCUUCAGCCCAACGUCAACAAAUCGCCGAAAUUGAAAAACAAACUAAAGAGCAGUCUCAAGUUACAGCAACAACCACUAAAACAGUUAACAAACAUGGAGAUGAAAUUAUUACUACGACUACUUCAAACUAUGAAACUCAAACAUUCAGCUCGAAAACCGAAUGGAGAGUCAGAGCCAUUUCUGCCAUUAACUUGCAUUUGAGAACCAACCAUAUUUAUGUAUCAUCUGAUGAUAUAAAAGAAGCAGGUUACACAUAUAUUUUACCGAAAAAUGUGUUGAAAAAGUUUAUUAUGAUAUCCGAUUUACGAUCUCAAAUUGCUGGAUAUCUUUAUGGUGUAAGUCCUCCAGAUAACUCUCAAGUGAAAGAAAUCCGCUGCAUCGUUCUACCACCUCAAUGGGGUACUCACCAGACUGUUCAUCUUCCUCAUCAGUUACCUGGGCAUGAGUAUUUGAAAGAGUUUGAGCCUCUCGGAUGGAUUCAUACCCAACCAAAUGAAUUACCUCAGCUCUCGCCUCAGGAUGUUAACUUACACGCGAAAAUUAUGGAUAAGAAUCCACAAUGGGAUGGCGAAAAAACCAUUGUUAUUACUUGUUCGUUUACUCCAGGAAGCUGUUCGCUAACAGCUUAUAAAUUAACCCCAUCUGGAUUUGAAUGGGGCAGACAAAAUACUGAUAAAGGAAACAAUCCAAAAGGAUAUAUGCCAUCCCACUAUGAAAGAGUCCAAAUGCUCUUAUCUGAUCGAUUCUUGGGAUUUUUCAUGGUACCUGAUCAAGGAAGUUGGAAUUACAAUUUUAUGGGUGUACGACACGACCCUUCAAUGAAAUACGGACUGCAGUUAUCAAAUCCAUUGGAAUUUUAUCACGAAGCACACAGACCUGUACACUUUUUACAUUUCAGCUCAUUGGAGGAUACUUAUAACGCGCAAGGUCCGGACCGAGAAGAUCCAUUUGCUUAAAACACUUAAAAAAAACUCAUGUUUUAUAAACUUUUUCAUGCUAUUUAGAAAUAUUGUUUGAAAUAAUUUGCUAUUUUCUGUCUUUUAUUAUGUAUAUAUGUAACUUGCAAUAGAAUACAUUCGUUACUUGAGUGUUUAAGUGUAAUUUAAAGUGUUUAAAUUGUUAAAACAACAUUAACAUGACAAUUGAGUUGAGGUGAUGUAAAACUUGUUAAACUUUCUACCAAAAGCCAAAUUCGCCUUAUGACUUUUGAAUAUUCAUAAUACUGUCUGCGGUGUUGAAUAGGAAUUAUGUGACUUUGACUAAUAUUGGUCUCUUAAGGCAAGAAAGAACAUAGAAAUCAAGAGAAGUAAUUGACAUAGGCAGUUCUGCUUCUUACAGAAUCGCGGCAGGUAUAUUGCUACUUUCUGUUAAAAGAGUACAAUUUUAUAACAACAAUUGAAAAUUUUAAAUAAAUACCGACCAAUAAAGUGUCUUCUUUCAUAUCGCUUGGUGGACUUUUUCUGGUUAGAUAACCAAUUUUCUCUGUCAGGUACACCCUUACUGUUAUCAGAGUUAGCGGGGAGAGACGACGAUAAGUUGUGGUGAGGGAAGUGCUUUCUUUGAGCUCUGCUAACGGUUUCCUCUUUUUUAGUUUCAACUUGACAAAAUGUCUCUCUCUCCCUCCACAUUUGGAGAGACUCUUUCCAAUUUAAGGCCCGUCCUCCACUCAUUCCCUUUCUUGAAUAAUCGUUACCAGUGACGCCAUAUUUGUUUAGGAAGGGUAGGUGGCUACUAUGACGAUUAGUUGUUCGUUCAAUAACAAAAGGAUUAAAUAUUAACAAUAAAAAUCUUUCAGAUACAUAAUUUCUUAAAGGUGGAUAAUAAAGCA